Molecule: messenger RNA, 1362 nt
Organism: Nymphalis io (European peacock)
Lineage: Eukaryota; Metazoa; Arthropoda; Insecta; Lepidoptera; Nymphalidae
Exons: 5
Coding region: 525-1148 (207 amino acids)
Molecular function (GO): N-acetyltransferase activity
Source: RefSeq, a predicted model, not a curated record
UCGCGGUUUCACGGCCCCUUGGUCUAUUUGUUUCUCUGUCUAAGUUAUGAACCCUAUUUAUUCCAUAGAGUACGAAUGAAGUCUGUUCACUGUUGCUCUUUUGUUUAGUGUUCUGGUCUGUGAUUCUUUCCUCUACUGGCUUUACUGUUCCUCUUCUGAAGUUUCAGCAAAGUUGAGAAUAUUUCGGCACUAAAUUUAAACUCGCAGUGUAACAAUUUUUGCGAUUGCAAAAGUGUUUGCUAUUUGUUUACAUUGUAGAUAUGUUAAAAAUGCUUAAAACAGUAAACAACUCAAUAGUGAAAUAAUACGACUCCGUCUCCAAUCCCCUUACAAUUAUUAUAUUACGUUGAUCUAAUGCAACGUAUUAGUAAAAGCAUUUUAAGAUUUUUAUUUUAAAUUUAUCGUAUAAAAAUAAAUGAGUUAAACAAUUUUCAUUUAUGAAAUACUAAGCUGUUUAAUUAAUAAAUAGCAUGCUUACAAUAUAAAUUUUAUGACACUACAAAAUAUUUUUCUCGUUACCGACUAUGUCGUGUGAAAUAGUAAUUCGUCAAGCUCGAGCUGAGGAUUUGCACCAACGCAUGGAACUUGUACGUCACGCCUAUUCUGGAUAUUUUUGGGAUGCAUUCAUAUUUUUCUUUUUCCAAGAGUUGACAUUGGAAUGUUGUGUGCUGGCUGCUGCGGUCCUGUUCAUCUUCUGUGGAAUAUCAGCUACAACAUGCCUGGUUCUUCUGCCAAUAGCUGCAGUUGUUGUUGCUGUGGUGGUGGCAUGCAUCCACCAUGCACUUGCAUACAAACAGUCACAGAAUGUGCGUCAAGAGAUAUUUGGUAUUGUGGCCGAACUGCGGGGUGGUCUGCUGUUGACCCCUAGAACUGAACGAGUGCCAAUUCACAUCCAGCUGGUUGCCGAAAAGCAUUCAAUUUAUUCUCAAGUUAUUGGCACUAUAAGUAUCUCCGAGUUCUGGGGCCCUCAUAAUAGAGGCUGGCUGCAUGCAAUGGUAGUGCACCCCGAAUGGCGCGGGAGGGGCGUGGCGCGCGCGCUGGCGGGCGCGGCGCGGCGGGCGGCGGCGGCGCGCGGGCUGGAGGCGCUGGAGGCCGCGCUCAGCCACCUGCAGCCCGCCGCGCGCGCCGCGCUGCACGCCGCCGGGUGAGUGUCGCGGGGGGGGGGGGGGGCGCUAGUGCGCGGCUCGGCUCUAACGCUUCGUCUGUGGCAGGUGGGAGUGCCGCGCGUCCUACGAGCGGCCGCUGCUCGGCGCCGCGCUCACGCUGCCGCUCGCGCGACUGGGCGUGGACUUGCCGCUGGCGUGAUAUGAUCAAAAUCAGUUUUGAAAUACUUGUGUGUUUAAAAUAUAAUUAUUAUUUUUA